AUGGCAAGUCAUUGUUCCUUUAGUCUGAUUCCAAUUUACAGUUUUGGGACUGUUGACAUUUCUCUUGCCAAACAUGGUGACAAGUACGAUCAUGAAUGUGGUAGGAAAAUAACUAUCGAGGGGGAAUCUCCGGUCAGCAGUCCUGCAGGUCUUACCGGCUACAAGAAAUACAGUCACAUAUUCACUGGCCAAUACUUUUAUUUGGGGGAGAUAAAAUACAAAUCAAAGGAGCAAAAUGGAUUUUGGGGGAUUAGAGAUAAAAAGUACACUGGGGUAGACGUAUAUUAUCUCACUUCUGACCAUGACAACAACUCUCCCCUUCUCAUUACUCUUUCUCCUGGAGGACAAGCAUAUACGAAAACCGCAGGAAACACAUGGAAGGAGGUAAAAGAUAUUCCAAAAGGUGGUAACUAUGGAUAUAGAAUCAAGGAACUCCUCCAAAAGAUUAAACAUCCACCCACCACAAUCGUAAAGACUCCCGCUCCACCUACAAAUCCCACUCAAACAGAAAGUAAGGAAAAACCUACUACACAAAAUGCCCCUAAAAAGGAUGCAAACGAUGAAAAAACUAAAGAUAAAAAGCCAACUCCUGUACAACACAAACCACCAGAAAAACCCAAAACAGAGAACAAGCCAACUAGUAGCGGAAAAGUCGCAGAAAAGGUGCCAUUGAUUUCCAAAACAUCCUCUGGAAAUCCCCUCUUGGCAGUAGGAAUAAUCUCUGGAGUAGCUAUAACAUGCAUCAUUGUCUACGAGGGAACGAUGAUCUUCUUUAGUCCAAACAAGGCCUUAAUUACCAGACUCAUUGGUAUGACGACUCCAAAGAAAUUAUAA
Theileria equi strain WA is the source of this 834-nucleotide messenger RNA. RefSeq lists its product as hypothetical. NCBI's taxonomy places the organism in Eukaryota, Apicomplexa, Aconoidasida, Piroplasmida, Theileriidae. The transcript has a single exon. The record is from RefSeq and is a predicted model, not a curated record. The coding region runs from base 1 to 834 and encodes 277 amino acids.